Hevea brasiliensis (rubber tree) is the source of this 1007-nucleotide messenger RNA. Its product is annotated as transcription factor MYB14. The transcript is spliced from 3 exons. NCBI's taxonomy places the organism in Eukaryota, Viridiplantae, Streptophyta, Magnoliopsida, Malpighiales, Euphorbiaceae. The record is from RefSeq and is a predicted model, not a curated record. The coding region runs from base 150 to 962 and encodes 270 amino acids.
UCAUGGGUAUAUAUAUAACCAUUCCCUCCCUCACUUUCACUCUUCAUUUCAUCUCUCAUAAGAGGAAAAUCCUAUUCAAUCCAGUUGAAUCCAAACCCAUAUAUCACAUAUAUAAGGGCAUUUAGGCUUCUUGAGUAGAGAUAACAAAAAUGGUGAGAGCUCCUUGCUGUGAGAAGAUGGGACUAAAGAAAGGUCCAUGGACUCCUGAAGAAGAUCAGAUACUCAUCAAUUACAUUCAACAAUAUGGCCAUGGCAACUGGAGGGCACUUCCAAAACAUGCAGGUUUAUUGAGGUGUGGAAAGAGCUGCAGGCUCCGGUGGACAAAUUACCUGAGACCGGACAUUAAACGAGGAAAUUUCACCAGGGAAGAAGAGGAUACCAUCAUCAAAUUGCAUGAAAUGCUAGGGAAUAGAUGGUCAGCAAUUGCUGCAAGAUUACCGGGACGGACAGACAACGAAAUAAAAAAUGUAUGGCACACCCACCUGAAGAAAAGAUUGAAGCAAAAUCCUGUUGGUAUCCCAGAAAUUAAAAGACGCUCCAUUGAUAUGAUCUCCAGAGUAGAUCCAGAAUCGAAGACAGAACCUGAGUUGGUAAAUUUAUCAAAUCUUGUAGGAUUUGAGUCGUGUGAGGGCAUAGAAUAUAGACCCAUUUCGCCACAGCAGUGCUCUUCCAGUGAAAUCUCGUCUGUGACCACAGGUGACGAUGCCAUUAAUAACAUGUCUUCCAUGAAGGUGGAGCCAUCGGAUGAUUUUCUUGAAAUGGAUGAAAAUUUCUGGUCAGAAGUAUUGUCAAGCGACAACUCAAGCUCGGAAAGUGAUAUUCUGGGGGCGGCACAAUUUCAAAUUCCAUUUUCUACACUAGGAAAUGCCAUGGAACCUGCAGUCCAAUAUGGCUAUAAUUCAAGCAUGUAUGAUAGCAUGGAAUUCUGGUAUACCUUUUCACAAGAACUGGGGAAUCACUAGAAUUACCAGAAAUUUGAAUGACAUGGUUGGAUUUUCUUUUUUUGC